Arabidopsis thaliana (thale cress) is the source of this 498-nucleotide messenger RNA. RefSeq names its product MADS-box family protein. Gene Ontology annotation, molecular function: DNA binding; protein dimerization activity. Lineage: Eukaryota; Viridiplantae; Streptophyta; Magnoliopsida; Brassicales; Brassicaceae. The transcript is spliced from 3 exons. Bases 1 to 498 code for a protein of 165 amino acids. The record is from RefSeq and is marked reviewed.
AUGCCCAUGAGGAAGGAAGGGAUAACGAAGAAACUUUAUGAGUUGGCAACUCUCUGCGACAUCAAAGCAUGUGCGGGUAAGAUAAGUGAGCAUCAGUAUGGUGCAAGGGACCUUCAAGAUUUAAGUUUUCAUAUUGAUCACUAUAUCAAUCAGCUUAAUUCCAGGGUCAAGAUCCUUACAAACAAUGGUGAGUCUUCUUCUUCCGUUCCUCCUCUACUUCAUACUUCAGUUGCGGGUGCGGGUGCAGCUCCUCUUCCUGUUGCGGGUGCCGAUCUUCCGAUGGAUCAGAAUCAGUAUGAGCCGAUUCAGCUCUAUAUCCCUAUUGGUCUUAGUUAUCAUAUUCAAUACCAACAUGAAAUCUAUGAUAAUUUCAAGCAUGCGCACAUCCUUUUCAUGAACGGAAACUACUACAACUACCACCAAACACCAACCGUUGGUCUUACUACCACCGGUCACAUGCCUUCCAACAACAACACCACCCCCACCACCGAUGUGUGA